This is a messenger RNA of Haliaeetus leucocephalus (bald eagle), 1191 nucleotides long. RefSeq names its product zinc finger protein 474-like. NCBI's taxonomy places the organism in Eukaryota, Metazoa, Chordata, Aves, Accipitriformes, Accipitridae. The transcript is spliced from 4 exons. The record is from RefSeq and is a predicted model, not a curated record.
AUGGAAACAAAUGUCAAGAAAAAGAAUGUGAACAAAGCCUGUAACACUCUGCCAAGUGCUGGAGAGGCACUUGCUAGUGUCUCUAGCAUCUUGCCUUCAGAGAAGGUUUCACCAUCUAAAGUGUCAGAUCUUCCCAGAAUUUUGCCCAAAGUAGUACCUCUAGAAGUUGGAUCCCAGAAAAGGUGACCAGGCACUGCAAUAAUGUCAAAACGGUCAGACUCUUCAAAUAUGUCUCUGACGCCACUGAAUCUGCCCGUCAUCCCACCAAGAAGACCUUGCUUCAGGGUAUGCUAUAUCUGUGGCAGAGAAUUUGGGUCAGAGUCUAUUUCUAUACAUGAACCCCAGUGCCUAGAGAAGUGGCGUAUUGAAAAUGAUCAGCUACCAAGGCAUCUCAGAAGAGUGGAGCCCAGGAAACCUGAGGUCCUUACUGGUGGUUCCUGUACGCUUACUGAAAAAGAGGCAGCUUAUCAGAGUGCUCAAGCCCAGCUCCUGCCCUGUGGAAACUGUGGCCGAACCUUUCUUCCUGACCGUCUCAUUGUGCACCAAAAUUGUUGCAGAGGAGGUGGCAGCAGUGUGGGGCUGUCAAGCUCUAUCCCCCAUAAAUCUGGUAAAGGCCCAAGCUCUGGCUCUGACUCAGCAAAUGAUGAUCCUUCAAAGGCCCAUCAAGGAAAAAGCAGGGCUGCACCAGCAGUAUUAGACAAGGCACAAGUGAUAAGACGGCCACGAGCAGUGAUUUGUUACAUAUGUGGCCGUAAGUAUGGAACAAAAUCUAUUAGUAUCCAUGAGCCACAAUGCCUGAAAAACUGGCACCAGGAGAAUGACAUGCUACCCAAGCACUUGAAAAGGCCAGAGCCCAAAAAGCCUGAAGUCAGUCCCAUACAAGCCAAAGGUUUCUAUGAUCUUGAUUCUUUAAAUGAGGCUGCCUGGAUCAGUGCCCAGAACCAGCUAGUUCCAUGUGAUAUUUGUGGGCGUACUUUUCUUCCAGACAGACUGAUCGUCCACCAGCUGUCCUGUAAACCAAAGAAACCAAGUAGCUCCUUUGAGUUUGUUCUAUUGGGAUUUUUUUUGUGUCCACGUCCAUCUUUGGCACAAGACUAUUCAUUGACUCCCACUCAGAGCUUAAAUCCAUGGAGCACUCCAGUGUUCACAUCUUUGUGGGACAGUGCAGCUCAUGAAGCCCUUGACUACUAG